AUGUUUAGUCUACUAUCAAUCCACCUCCCCAUCCAGGCGUUUUAUUUAUUUAUCUUCGCUGGCCUUAUACGUUUGUUAAAGCUACUCUGGAAGACCCCCUUUCCCACCAACGCCCCUAGGCUUGUCCCGGGAUACCCGGUAGUGGGUGCCUUUCAAUUCUUCUUCAAUCGGGCAGGAUUUUGUCAUGAUAAUAAGGCAGCUUCCGCCAGGGGAAACUAUAGCUAUUAUCUGGGCCAACACCGCAUCGUGGGCCUGUCGGGCCCUCAGGGUCGCAAGACCUUUUUCGAGAGCCGGGAUCUUGAUAUGGACGAAGGCAUUCUCCUGCUUUUGCCUUUUGCCGGAAUCGUUAGGCAGAUUGACAAUCCAUCCAGUGAUACCCAUACAUCAUGUCUCAGAUCCACAUUGCGUAGGGCCCUGAUGCGCAGUCAGGCCUUGAACUCCACGCCCCAAGUCAUAGGAGCGUGCACUACCGCGGCCUUAGACCGCAUUGCGGCAAGAGGUCUGAUUAAUCCUUUUCAGGAACUUAAGUGGUUGUUCGCGCAGACCACCAUGGCCGCACUGGGACUUGAUGAAGUGGUGCACUUCCCGGAGCUGUCAAGGAAGGUGAGUGACCUCAUUAGUAUAACAGCGCAAACCUUUCCGGCCAUCGACCUUCUGGUUCCGCCGCUGCUUAACCCAUUACACAUUCCCGCGAUGAUCGCCGCCGGGCGGCUGUAUGUCAUUACAUGGCGCAUCAUCCAUAAACAGAAGCAGCAACAACACAACAAGCUACAUCCUGGAGGGGAAGACAUGCUUCAUGAUAUGUUCGAGAGAGGUCGGAGGACGAUAGCAAUAGUACAAGGGAAUUCUCCCACGGUAGUUUCAUGGAUACUGACAGGGCUUGCUACCAAUGCAUAUUGGAUGGCUCGAGCCCGUGGGGAAGUGGACCAGGUAAUCCUCAGACACCGCAAAGAUGGUGAGGGCGUGGAGCAAGUCCUCCGAUCCCUGGAUCUGCAAACCUGGGAACACGAGUUUCCCGUUCUCCACGCCUGUCUCCUAGAGAGCGUUCGACUAUCGCUUCUAUUGGUGGAGUUCCGUAAGAACAUCAGCACAACUGAUGUCCAGAUCGGAGACACAGGCGAGAUAAUACCACCAGGGGCAUAUGUGACAUACGAGUUACAAGAAACGAGCCGUGACCCAGACGUCUACCCCAAUCCGGAUCGGUGGGAUCCUGGACGCUUUCUGUCGGAUCGUGCAGAGUACGCGAAAGAAGCCCAUGCCUUUGCUGGUUUUGGCGCAGGGCGUCGGAAAUGCCGUGAGUGA
Messenger RNA from Aspergillus costaricaensis CBS 115574, 1302 nucleotides. Its product is annotated as cytochrome P450. Bases 1 to 1302 code for a protein of 433 amino acids. The transcript is spliced from 4 exons. The record is from RefSeq and is a predicted model, not a curated record. Gene Ontology annotation, molecular function: oxidoreductase activity, acting on paired donors, with incorporation or reduction of molecular oxygen; iron ion binding; monooxygenase activity. NCBI's taxonomy places the organism in Eukaryota, Fungi, Ascomycota, Eurotiomycetes, Eurotiales, Aspergillaceae.